CUCGAUCAGAAGGUCAUCCUGAGGACGAGGAGGAGGAGGAGGAGGAAGGAGAUGGGGCCUCAGAGCCAGAACACCUCUCUCCAACGCCUCCACCUCGUCGAGAAGAGGAUUGUGCGAGUGUUGGAGCUUGCUGGGCUGGUUAUGGAUGAGCUUGCGAACUCUACUGGGCCUCGAUCCGACGCCCUCACUAGUCAUUGCCGUGAAUUUAUGGAAUCCAUUAGGGAUAUACAAGUGACAUUGCGCGAUGAGAUUAAAAGUGCUUGUGAUUAUCGCCCAUUUGAGAAGUGUGAUUAUAAUGCCAGAAUUUCUAAUGAAAUUUGCUGCAAGAAACUGGAAUAUGUCAUUGAGAAGUUGGAUGAUAUGAAACAAAGCAUCGAACAAUGUAAAGAUGGAAAUUGAGAUGCUUCUUUUGGCCUGUAGUUAUUUCUUGCAGCCCAUCCUGUCGAUGGCCAAGCUUGCGAUCUUCCUGUACUCCUGGUUCUAGUCAUCCUAACCGUUACGCUUUAGGAUCCUUACCAGAGAACUGAAGAUUGGAUGACUGUAAUUCUCAAAUCCAGUUAUUUCUUCUCAGACCGUAAGGAAAGAUCUCAUGAAUAAUUGUUGAUCAUUUUACUGUCUGGAGGAUUUGAUCAAUUGUUCUUUAGAACUUAGGGUUCAAAAGUCAGUUCAUGUGGUGCAUUUCAUUUAUCCUGUGUGUGGUGUAUUAUAGGAGUGAUGUCCUGUUGUAUCAAAUGAAAAACAAAAUUUAGGUUUUUAUUAAUUUUACAACAUUUUGCAUGAAAAGAAACAUUGUUGGAGGUUGACAAGCUUGUGUUUUGUGCUUGUUUAUCU
Molecule: messenger RNA, 831 nt
Organism: Dioscorea cayenensis subsp. rotundata (Guinea yam)
Lineage: Eukaryota; Viridiplantae; Streptophyta; Magnoliopsida; Dioscoreales; Dioscoreaceae
Product: mediator of RNA polymerase II transcription subunit 11-like
Exons: 4
Coding region: 52-399 (115 amino acids)
Biological process (GO): regulation of transcription by RNA polymerase II
Cellular component (GO): mediator complex
Molecular function (GO): transcription coregulator activity
Source: RefSeq, a predicted model, not a curated record